Molecule: messenger RNA, 939 nt
Organism: Fulvia fulva
Lineage: Eukaryota; Fungi; Ascomycota; Dothideomycetes; Mycosphaerellales; Mycosphaerellaceae
Product: L-carnitine dehydrogenase
Exons: 1
Coding region: 1-939 (312 amino acids)
Biological process (GO): fatty acid metabolic process
Molecular function (GO): oxidoreductase activity, acting on the CH-OH group of donors, NAD or NADP as acceptor; NAD+ binding
Source: RefSeq, a predicted model, not a curated record
AUGGCCUCAGAAACCCCAGAAUCGACGGAAAUCACCCUCAUUGGUGCCGGGACCAUCGGUCUCUCCUUCGCCGCCCUCCAUCUGACCUCCGACCCGACCUGCCUCGUUACAAUCCACGACAAGCGUCCCGACCUACAAUCCUACAUCUCCACCCACCUUCCCUCCUACAUCCCCGAAGCCGCCCUUGAAUCCUGCACAAAGCGCAUAUCCUACGCCGACUCCCUCCAACACGCAGUAAAAAGCGCCGACAUCAUCCAGGAACAAGGCCCCGAAAACGCAGAGUUCAAGACUAGUCUUUGGCCUGAGAUCGAAAAGCACGCUCCGCAGAAUGCAUUGCUUUGGAGCAGCACCUCGGGCAUCCCCGCUAGCGUACAAGUCGAGGGCAUGAGAGACAAGACCCGCCUCCUCGUUGUCCAUCCCUACAACCCUCCCCACAUCAUGCCGUUACUCGAACUCGUCCCCUCACCCAGCACGUCCCAAGAUGUGGUAGCCCGCACUUUGAACUGCUGGCGAGCUCGUGGGAGGACACCAGUAGUGAUCAAGAAAGAAUGCACCGGCUUCGUCGCGAAUCGAUUAGCCUUCGCUCUCUUCCGGGAGGCGUGCAGUCUUGCAGCUCAGGGCGUGGCGUCCGUGGAAGACAUCGAUGAGAUUGUGACGAGUUCGAUGGGGCCGAGGUGGGCCGUUGCUGGGCCGUUCAAGGCGUAUUAUGCGGGCGGUGGGGAGGGAGGACUGAGGAGUUUUAUGGAGAAGAUUGGAGGGACCGUGGGGGAGUGUUGGGAUGCUAGUGAUGAGGGUGUCAGGAAGGGAGGUAUCAGGGUGGGAGCCGAGUGGCAGGAGGGGGUGUGUGAACAGGCGGAGGAUGCGUAUGGAGUUGUUGAUACUGGGGAUCGUGAUGCUAAGACUAGGAGAGUGUUGGAGGCUGUCAGUAGCAGAGGGUAG